AUGGAGAAAGAUAAGCAUGCUGAUAAAGAAAUCCCACAAACCAAUCCCGAGCAGCAGGAGGAGGAACUUGUUGUGAAACGAGGCGCGACAUCAGUGGUAUGGACGUGGUUCGGGUUUACAAAGGCUGACAAAGAGCAGAAAAAUGUGAUUUGCAAACUGUGUCACGCGAAUGUAACCGUUAGCCACGGUAGCACGAGUAACUUGUUUUAUCAUCUAAAGGUGAAGCAUGUCAAAGAAUACAAUGAAAGCCAACAGAUGCGCUCCACAUCAGGUGUUCCGUCAACCUCUGGUGCUAAAAGCAAAAAACAAUCUCAAACUAGUUUGGCCGAAUCAUUUACCAGAGGCACUCCAUAUGACAAAACCUCACGCAGAUGGAAAGAAAUAACGCAAGCCAUUACAAUGCAUAUCUGUAAAGACAUGUCACCAGUUUACACAGUGGAAAAGAAGGGAUUUCGUGAUCUGAUCAAAACGCUUGAUCCGAGAUAUGUAAUGCCGAGCCGCAAGCACUUUAGUGAAGUAGAGUUGCCGCGGUUGUAUGGAGAAUGCCGACGGAAAAUUGAAGCGGAGCUUCGCGAUGCUUUAUACUUCUCAACAACAACUGAUUUGUGGACAAGCCGAACUACACAGCCAUAUAUGAGCUUAACAAUCCACUUCAUCAAAGACUGGACAUUGUGCAGUAGAUGUCUGCAGACUUCCUAUUUUCCCGAGGAUCACACGGGAGAGAUGAUAGCUCAAAGUUUAAAGGAAGCGCUUCAGUCAUGGGAAUUGCGAGAGGAUCAUCAAGUCUGUGUCACAACUGAUAAUGCAACGAACAACAUCAAAGCACUGCAACUAAAUGACUGGACGCGGUUACAGUGUUUUGCUCAUCGUCUUCAUUUAGCCAUUGAGAGAGGUGUAAAAGUGCCCCAAGUUGACCGCGCAAUUGGGGUGUGCAAGAAAAUUGUGAGUGCCUUCUCAAACACUUGGAAAAGACAGCGAGAACUGGCCAUAGCUCAGGUGCAGCUAGGCUUGCCUCCUCACAAGCUUAUCACUGAGAGUCCAACAAGAUGGGGAUCGCGCCAACAAAUGAUCGAAAGGGUCAUUGAGCAGGAAAAAGCCCUAACACAAGUCCUGCAAGCUGACAAAAAGACCAGACAUUUGGCUCUGACAUGGCAGGACAUGGACGUUCUUGAGUCUGUAAAUAAGGCAUUAUGCCCACUCGUAGAGUUUACAGAUGCCCUCUCUGGGGAACAGUAUGUAAGCGUUUCAUACCUGAAACCCGUGCUUUAUCUUUUUAAUGAACAGGUUCUUAAGCCACAGGAUGAUGACACGCAGCUCACCAGGGACAUUAAGGUGAACAUUCUUGACUAUUUGAAUGAAAAAUAUGCAGAUGAAUCCACCCAGGAGCUGCUUGACAUGGCUUCCCUUCUCGACCCUCGCUUCAAAACCACAUACAUAAAUGCAGAACGAGUGGACUACAUGAAGACCAGAGCUGCAGCAGAGAUGGAGAGUCUUGCAGCUGAUCCAAAAAGGCCUGUCGAGGGAGUCUCAGUGCCACUAGCUGAAGAUGCUGGAGAAAAUUCAGAAUGUCCUGCUAAAAAACAGAAGAAAAGUUUGGGAAGCUUCUUCAAAAUUGCUUCACGCCAACGGCAAGCUGUCCCCCAGUCAGAAAGGGAGUCCAUUGAAAUGGAACUUAACAGCUAUUUACAGGCAGUUGAAGUGGAUGGUGAGACCAACCCCCUGGAAUGGUGGAGGCAGCACGAGGCUAAUUUUCCACGUGUGGCCAGCCUGGCAAAAAAAUAUCUGUGCAUCCCUGCCACAAGUGCUCCAUCUGAGCGUGCUUUCAGCACAAGUGGGAAUAUUGUCACAUGCCGCAGAUCAGCACUAAAACCUGAGAGAGUUGACCAGCUUGUUUGUCUUGCACACAAUUUGUAA
Molecule: messenger RNA, 1914 nt
Organism: Megalobrama amblycephala (Wuchang bream)
Lineage: Eukaryota; Metazoa; Chordata; Actinopteri; Cypriniformes; Xenocyprididae
Product: E3 SUMO-protein ligase ZBED1-like
Exons: 2
Coding region: 1-1914 (637 amino acids)
Molecular function (GO): protein dimerization activity; DNA binding
Source: RefSeq, a predicted model, not a curated record